This is a messenger RNA of Pteronotus mesoamericanus, 1659 nucleotides long. It is a transcript of the gene PTH2R, whose product is annotated as parathyroid hormone 2 receptor. Gene Ontology annotation, molecular function: parathyroid hormone receptor activity; peptide hormone binding; G protein-coupled peptide receptor activity. NCBI's taxonomy places the organism in Eukaryota, Metazoa, Chordata, Mammalia, Chiroptera, Mormoopidae. The record is from RefSeq and is a predicted model, not a curated record. Gene Ontology annotation, cellular component: plasma membrane. Bases 1 to 1659 code for a protein of 552 amino acids. The transcript has 13 exons. Gene Ontology annotation, biological process: cell surface receptor signaling pathway; adenylate cyclase-modulating G protein-coupled receptor signaling pathway.
AUGGUCGGACCGGGGGCGGCGCCCCACGUCUGGGGGUGGCUGCUGCUCGGUGGCUGCCUCCUCGCUGGAGCCCAGCUGGAUUCUGAUGGCACCAUUACCAUAGAAGAGCAGAUUGUCCUUGUGCUGAGAGCUAAAGUACAGUGUGAGCUCAAUAUCACCGCUCAGCUCCAGGAAGGAGAGGGAAAUUGUUUUCCAGAAUGGGAUGGACUCAUUUGUUGGCCCAGAGGAAAAGUGGGGAAAAUAUCGGCUGUCCCAUGCCCUUCUUAUAUUUAUGACUUCAAUCAUAAAGGCAUUGCUUUCCGAAAUUGUAACCCCAAUGGAACAUGGGAUUUUAUGCACAGUUUAAAUAAAACCUGGGCUAAUUAUUCAGACUGCCUUCGCUUUCUUCAGCCGGAUAUCAGCAUAGGAAAGCAAGAAUUCUUCGAACGCCUCUACAUUCUGUACACUAUCGGAUAUUCCAUUUCCUUUGGUUCCCUGGCUGUGGCUAUUCUCAUCAUUGGUUACUUCAAACGAUUGCAUUGCACUAGGAACUAUAUCCACCUGCACUUAUUUGUAUCUUUCAUGCUGAGAGCUGCAAGCAUCUUUGUCAAGGACAGAGUGGUCCAUGCUCACAUAGGGAUAAAGGAGUUGCAGUCCCUGAUGAUGCAGGAUGACCUACAGAAUUUCAUUGAUGCACCUACCAUGGACAAAUCACAAUAUAUUGGGUGCAAGAUUGCUGUUGUGAUGUUUAUUUACUUCUUGGCUACAAACUACUAUUGGAUUUUGGUGGAAGGUCUCUACCUGCAUAGUCUAAUCUUUGUGGCUUUCUUUUCCGACACGAAGUACCUGUGGGGCUUCACCUUGAUAGGCUGGGGGUUCCCAGCAGUGUUUGUUGCAGCCUGGGCCGUGGCGCGGGCAACUCUGGCUGAUGCAAGAUGCUGGGAACUUAGUGCUGGAGAUAUCAAGUGGAUUUAUCAAGCCCCAAUCUUAGCAGCUAUUGGGCUGAACUUUAUUCUGUUUCUGAAUACGGUUAGAGUUCUGGCUACCAAAAUUUGGGAGACCAAUGCAGUUGGGCAUGACACGAGAAAGCAAUACAGGAAACUCGCCAAGUCGACACUGGUCCUGGUGCUGGUCUUCGGAGUGCAUUACAUCGUGUUCGUGUGCCUGCCCCACUCCUUCUCGGGGCUCGGGUGGGAGAUCCGGAUGCACUGUGAGCUCUUCUUCAACUCCUUUCAGGGUUUCUUCGUGUCUAUCAUCUACUGCUACUGCAACGGAGAGGUUCAGGCUGAGGUGAAGAAGAUGUGGAGUCGGUGGAAUCUCUCUGUCGACUGGAAAAGGACGCCCCCAUGCGGCGGCCACAGAUACGGCUCUGUGCUCACCACCAUGACGCACAGCACCAGCAGCCAGUCGCAGAUGGCGGCCAGCGCUCGCCUGGUGCUCAUCUCCGGCAAAGCAACCGCGGCCAAGGCGGCCAGCCGACAGCCCGACAGCCACGUGACUUUACCAGGCUAUGUCUGGAGUAACUCAGAGCAGGACUGCCUGCCACACUUGAUCCAGGAGGAGACCAAGGAAGGUAACAGGAGGCAGGGAGUUGAAACUCCAAUAGAGGUGUCUUCCAGACCAUUGGAAUGUACCUCAGACCCUGAAGGAAGCAAAGGAGAAGCAGAGGAUGUUCUCUGA